UAUUGGGAGAAGAUAAAUGGACUCUUUUUAAUGAUUCACAGCAACCUCAUUUAUCCCCUACUGUUACUAGAGAGAAAAAUGUCAUCAGAUAACCAGUGGUCAGCAGAUGAGGACGAAGGCCAAUUUUCCCGGCUGAUCAGGAAAUCUAGAGACUCCCCCUUUGUGCCUGUAGGGAUAGCAGGCUUUAUGACUGUGGUGUCCUAUGGUCUUUACAAGUUAAAGAACAGAAGAAAUCAGAAAAUGUCCAUUCAUCUUAUUCACAUGAGAGUUGCUGCCCAAGGAUUUGUUGUAGGAGCUGUGACUCUAGGUGUUCUCUAUUCUAUGUAUAAGGAUUACAUUAGACCUCGAUUCUUCAAUGUGUCCAAAAAAUGAAGCUGCAUACAAAAAAUACAAGAAGCCUUCUGAAAACUAUUAUGAGGAAUGAAUUUUCAAUAUGUAGCAAAUUGUACUGCAGAAGUAUUAGAGUUUUCACAGCCUGAUAUAGUAAGUCUCAAUUGUUUAAGAAGUCGACUUCCAAAGCAAUAAUCAUAGUCAACGCAAAAAUAUCCUUGGUGAUGUCUUUCAGAACCUAGAGCAGCCGUGGGCAAACUACAGCCCGCGGGC
Myotis davidii is the source of this 603-nucleotide messenger RNA. It is a transcript of the gene HIGD1C, whose product is annotated as HIG1 hypoxia inducible domain family member 1C. Gene Ontology annotation, biological process: mitochondrial respirasome assembly. Bases 31 to 372 code for a protein of 113 amino acids. The transcript is spliced from 3 exons. The record is from RefSeq and is a predicted model, not a curated record. Lineage: Eukaryota; Metazoa; Chordata; Mammalia; Chiroptera; Vespertilionidae. Gene Ontology annotation, cellular component: mitochondrion.